Dentiscutata heterogama is the source of this 374-nucleotide messenger RNA. The record is from the annotation of a GenBank genome assembly. NCBI's taxonomy places the organism in Eukaryota, Fungi, Glomeromycota, Glomeromycetes, Diversisporales, Gigasporaceae.
GUAUAGAUUAUGAGAAAUUAUCAUUAAAUAAACAAUUUGAGAUCACAAGAGUUGUAAGAUUGGAGGAUCCAUUCGAUAGUAUAUUUGAAAUUCAAGAUGUAAAUGAAGUUAAUAAAACAAAUAGAUUAAAGAAAAGGAAAACACAAAAGAGUUGGAAAAAGAGCACUCAUCUGAAUACAAAUAGUAUAGAUUAUGAGAAAUUAUCGUUAAAUAAACAAUUCGAGAUCGCAAGAGUUGUAAGAUUGGAGGAUCUAUUCGAUAGUAUAUUUGAAAUCCAAGAUGUAAAUAAAGUUAGUAAAAUGAAUAGAUUAAAGAAAAGGAAAACACAAAAGAGUUGGAAAAAGAGCACUCAUCCGAAUACAAAUAGUGAAUAA